AUGUCAGUUUCUAAAUCUGUUCAUUUGCAUUAUAUCUCUGCCUCUCUCGCUCACUAUCUAUCCAACUAUAUCUGUUUCUAUCUAUCUAUCUAUCUAUCUAUCUAUCUAUCUAUCUAUCUAUCUAUCUCUGUUACUCACUAUUUCCUUCUGGAUAUGUUUAUUUGCAAUCUAUCUCUAUCUAUCGAACUAAUUCUAUCUAUCUAUCUAUCUAUCUAUCUAUCUAUCUAUCUAUCUAUCUAUCUCUGUUACUACCCAUUCUCGCUUCUAAAUCUGUUCCUUCCCAUUCUAUCUAUCUAUCUAUCUAUCUAUCUAUCUAUCUAUCUAUCUAUCUAUGUGCAUUCCUGCAUCACUACCAAUAUAUAUUUGUCUCAGUCUAUUUGGAAAUUUGAUCUAUCUAUCUAUCUAUCUAUCUAUCUAUCUAUCUAUCUAUCUAUCUAUCUAUCUAUCUAUAUUUUAUACAUACAUACAUACAUACAUACAUACAUACAUAUAUAUAUAUAUAUAAUUUUUUUUUUAUACGAUCGUGAAUUUUAUAUAUGUACGUUUGUUCCUAAUCUAUCUAUCUAUCUAUCUAUCUAUCUAUCUAUCUAUCUAUCUAUCUAUCUAUCUAUCUAUCUCAGCCUGUUCAUAUUUGAUCUAUCUAUCUAUCUAUCUAUCUAUCUAUCUAUCUAUCUCAGCCUAUUUGAUCUAUCUAUCUAUCUAUCUAUCUAUCUAUCUAUCUAUCUAUCUAUCUCAGCCUGUUCAUAUUUGAUCUAUCUAUCUAUCUAUCUAUCUAUCUAUCUAUCUAUCUAUCUCAGCCUGUUCAUAUUUGAUCUAUCUAUCUAUCUAUCUAUCUAUCUAUCUAUCUAUCUAUCUAUCUAUCUAUCUCAGCCUGAUCGUGUAAGUCCAGCUCUCUCACGUAUCGAGUCUGAGAAAGGACAGAUAGUAUGUAAUUAG
Molecule: messenger RNA, 936 nt
Organism: Acanthosepion pharaonis
Lineage: Eukaryota; Metazoa; Mollusca; Cephalopoda; Sepiida; Sepiidae
Source: the annotation of a GenBank genome assembly